Messenger RNA from Stylophora pistillata, 5632 nucleotides. RefSeq names its product 3'-5' exoribonuclease HELZ2-like. Gene Ontology annotation, molecular function: RNA nuclease activity; ATP hydrolysis activity; 5'-3' DNA helicase activity. Lineage: Eukaryota; Metazoa; Cnidaria; Anthozoa; Scleractinia; Pocilloporidae. The record is from RefSeq and is a predicted model, not a curated record.
AGUACAGUGAGCGUACGGAGCGAUUAAUCCGCCCACAUAAACUCAAAGAGCAGGAAAACCUCCAGCCGGAGUAUAUUGAUCGUAUGUUACGAGAGCAACCUCACCUGUACCGAGAAUGCAAACUGCGCAUUACAAAGGACCAAAGAAGAAUCGCUUAUGGGGAGAUUCAAGAUGUCAAAACUGAAGAUGUUUUGAUCGAGGGAAAUACUCGACAAAGUUUUGAUAAAGAUACCGUCGUAGUUGAACUGACCAACUUACCUUCGAUUGAGGAAACUGCUCCUCAUGGUUAUCGAGAAGGACUGAAAGGAAAAAUAGUUUGUAUCAAGAACCAUGCAAUUAGUCUCCGAGAACGGCAGUUUGUAUGCACCAUUAGCAGGGGUAAUCCCAAGGUCAUGUGCCCCAUCAAUGGAUCGAUGACCCCUAUGGCAAUCUUGACGGACGAAUCAUUUAAGGGAAUUCCCAUAUACAAAAAAUUUGCGCCAGAGUCCGGGGAGAGACUGGUGUGCGUAGAACGUUUGCCUCUCAAAGAGGCGCUGAGUGAUAAACAUCUCUUCGUAGUGCAAUAUUUGCAAUGGAGACGACAAUUUCCUUUCCCACUGGGAAUUGUGACUAAAAAGAUUCCCCGAGGCCACAAACUUAAAGAUUCCCUCAAAAUUCUUGAUUUUGAGUAUAUGGUCAAGGAACAUUUUCCAGAUCAUGUAGAUCUUGAGACGAAACGACAAGUUUCAAAAUGGUCGAAACUUCUUGAUUAUGAAAGGAAAAGCCGGCCGCCCGUGCUAAAUGUAUUUACUAUCGAUCCUCCCGAAAGUAGAGCUUUAGAUGAUGCCCUGACCGUAGAAACUCUGGAAAAUGGUACGAAAGUGGGAAUUCACAUCGCUGAUGUGUCUUACUUCGUGAAGCGCGGAAGUAAGGUAGAUGUCGAGGCAGAGAAAAGAGGCACCUCUCACUACAAAGGGCAUCAUAGUGGCGAGGCAUUGAUGCUUCCGGAAGGAUUAAGCUAUGAUAUAUGCAGUUUGCUUCCAAACAAGGAAAGACUUGCUGUUUCUAUUUACAUAGAUUUGAAUAAAGAUGGUCGUGUCCAGAGAGAAGAGCAACUUGAUUUUUGCCGCACAAUCGUAAAAUCACAAUGCCGUUUGUCAUAUGCUGAGGCUCAAAGAAUCAUUAUGAACGAACCUGUCGAGGGAAGGCCUGAAGUAACAUCAGAGAUCAGAGAAAGUAUCAAAACCUUGAGUGAAGUAGCCCAGAAAAGGAGGAACGUACGGCUUGCUGACGCUUCAUUUUAUCAUUUCGACUACAAAGACAGAAAAGAAGACCUUGAGGCUCAUGAGCUGGUGGAAGAAAUGAUGAUCUUGGCCAAUGCGUCGGUUGCCAAAUAUCUGAUAGGAAAGAAAGAGAAGCUGCUCCCUCUGCGAGUUCAACUUCCACCUAAAACGCACAAAUUCAAUGAGUGGAGGGAAAGGUUUGGAAAUUGGGCCAAGCUGUCUCUCUCAUUGAGAAAACACCUGGUCCAAGAUGUUAGUUCUGUAGAGAAGUUUGUUCUGCCGAUCUCUACAUGGAAUUACAUCACCAAGACUUGUCGCAAAAAAGAUUACAGAAAGUUGAAGCAGUUAAUCUGCAAUGAUAACCUCUAUCCACAACUCUCAGUGGCACGCUCCUCUUUGAAUGCUGUUGCAAGGGGGGCCGUAGAUGUUAAAGCAGCUGAUGUCCCUUUAAAUCAGAGAAGCCACUGGUCUUUGAACGUAAUGGAAUACACUCGUUUCACGUCUCCAAUCCGGCGUUAUCUCGACAUUGUAGUUCAUCGUUUGUUGCUUGAGAAAGAAGGACAAGAUCUAGAGUCAGAGGAUCUUUCUAAGCUCAUUCGCCGAUGUUGGUUUUUGACUGAACAAUCGAGAGAAUUUCAGAAAGAUUGUGGCCGAAGUCGUUUUUCUUUUGAUCUUAAAAUUGCAGGUUACAGAACCACCGCCGUCGUUACAGCCAUUGCGUAUGAUUUCAUUCACCUAAGGCUUCUUUCUGACGAAGACGAGUAUUACUCUUCUAAUCAGAGCGGGGUCAGGAUUAGCGACUUGGGACCAAUUGAACAACCGAUGGUAAGUGAGUCGUCUUCAUGUAUUGAACUGAACUGGAAGUUAAGACUUUACGAUGCGUCAACUGCAAAUAUGAAGCGGGCAAGGCGAACGAAGGAUCAGCGAGAACAUCUCCGUCAAGACAAAAUGACCAUUGAGGCUAUUUUGCCCAGAGAAAUAGACCUUUCAAAAGCUACCCACAAUAUCCCUGGAUUUCUCUGGCUUAAAGUAUUAGAAGCUGUUAAGGAAGAUAACCAUGCGAAGUUGAGUAGCUUGUUAGAUGAGGUACACAUCUGUAUUGAAAGAGGAAGGGAUGGUGGCAAUCAGCCAACAGUGGCAGAGGGAAACGAAGAUGAUGAUGAUGACGACGGCGAUGACUAUUUUUUCGAAAAUGAUGAUGACAGUGAUGAUCACGAGAGUGACUCUGGGAGUGACAGUGAAGACUUCGAUGAUCAAAAAGCUUCAAGAAGAGAAGAAGAUUUGGAAUUGCAUUUUAUUCACACUGAGCUGGUGUUAAAAGUCUCUGACGUAGUUGAAGUACAUCUCUCAGCCAACGAAAUGGGAGCGCUCAUGUUACCUGGCAUUCAGCUCUUUGAAUUAGCCCCUGGUGUCAACCUGUGUCUCGAGCACAGAAAGCAUACUGAUAAAUGCUUUGCAGAAGUUGCAUCAGAAAAGGCAUCGCUGGCACGCUAUGGAAGUUUAACGAAGUAUAUAAGCCUAUGGAAACCUUUACUGAAAAUGGAAGCUGCAACGGACGCUGUAUCAAAUGAUGACAGCUUGGUUCUGCAAAACGUCCAAGUAAUGUGGAAGAUGAAUGAGAAGGGCAAUCUAGUUGGAUCUUUUCAGCUGUACAAACCAUUUACUGACACCAGACAGAUAGAAAUUUUUUGUGGGGACUACGCUUGUGUCAGGGUUCCUUAUCAAGCUUCCUUCCCCUGCGGCUUUUCUGAGAAGUUUCCACAUCGGACCGACGAAAACUAUUUAGCAUCCUCUGGGUACUCCGCUUUGUACAACAAUGCACAUGGGGCAAAGAAUGCUAAUAGCAUAAAAAGUUUUACCAGCGAGAGGAAAUCAACGGAACGAUAUUUUGUCUGUCACUGUGUCUUCACUAGAGCAGAAAGCUCUCUUAAUUUUACCCUCCAGCUGUUUCAAUCCUCAAUGGAAACUCCUAAAGGCCUCAUGAAAGGCGAGACUAGGAUUUGCGCCGUGGAAGUAAUAAAACAAACUAUCCCUUGCAGACGAAUGAUCAAUACCAUGGAAGAUCUUCCAGAAGCCACUCCACUUGCUCAUGACAUAUGUCUGGGAAGGGCAACCAGAUUAGAUGUUCUCCAUAUCCGCUUACCACAAGAAAACCUUUCGAUUGCUGAUUAUGUUGAAGAGUGCAGCUUAAAAAGGCUGAACGAUCUUCAGGUGCAAGCUGUAAAGAAAGCCCUGCGAACCCCCUUCACUCUCAUUCAAGGCCCACCUGGAACUGGAAAAACCAUCACAGGAGUUCACAUCGCUUAUUGGUUUGCAAUGAUUAACGAAAAAAACACCCCGUCAAAUAGAACGACCCCAGCGGAUGAUGUUUCCAACAAAGCUCCUCCUCAGGUCCUUUACUGUGGGCCCUCCAACAAAUCUGUAGAUGUCGUUGCAGGUGAGGGAUAUUUUAAAAUAUAUGGAUGUAAGUGGUGCUUUGCAAGCACCAUACCCAUAAUAAAGUUCUCUGCUCGGCCAAAAAAAUAUUUCCUACAGCUGAAUGGACAGAAGUUUACAACAAAUUGCAAUGUUUUUGUACAUUUUCAGUUGAUAAAGACAGCCGAGCAGUGGGCGAUUAGAAACUCGGAUAACGGAGAACACGUGCAGAUAGUUCUUUGCACGUGUUCGGCUGCUGGAAGCAAGAGAAUAAAAGAAGCAUGCAACAAUGUGUGCCAAUGCAUAGUCGACGAGUGUGGCAUGUGUCGGGAGCCAGAGACUCUUAUUCCAAUUGUCUCAUCAAAAGCGAAACAGGUGGUACUGAUUGGAGAUCACAAACAACUUCAACCGAUUGUGAAAAAUAGAGUGGCGAGGUCGCUUGGGCUGAGUACAUCAAUGUUCGAGCGAUUCUCGGACCAUGCAUUCUUGCUUGAAGAGCAGUACAGAAUGCAUCGAGAUAUUUGUGAAUUUCCGUCUACAAUGUUUUAUGAGGACAAACUUAAAACCUCUUCUUCGGUUGAUGAUCGAGACAAAAAAGCAAAGAGAAGCAAAAAGUUUCUUAAUUUCUGGCCUUGCCAUAAAGAUAAAGAUUACGUGCCUCUUGUGUUUUGCCACGUGGCUGGUGAGGAGAGGGAGUUAGCAGUGACAACGGAACAAGGCAAUCAGCGAUCAAAGAGUAACCUUCAAGAAAAAGAUAAAGUGGUGGAAGUUGUAAGAAAACUGGUCCAUUCCUGUGGUGUGAAAAAGAAUCAAAUUAUUGUACUGUCUCCUUACCGUGCUCAGUGUCAUGUCAUCCGCGAAGGACUCGCGGGUGAAAAGUUAUCAGAUGUUCCUGUUAUUUCCAUUAUCAAAAGUCAAGGGAGUGAAAGUGAUUUCGUUAUCAUCUCCUUGGUCCGGUCGUUACCAGAGGCCCAAAUAGACUGUGAACCUGACCGCCAGUGGUUGAGAGAAUACCUGGGUUUUGUGACAGAUGAACACCAGAUAAAUGUGGCUCUAACGAGAGCGAAACAAGGAAUCUGCCUUAUCGGCAACAAGAAUUUGCUUACUGUAUGUGAGCUAUGGGGCCACCUGAUUCACCAUUACAAAAAUAAGUCAUGCCUUGUUGACGGCGAUAGCUGGCCGUGGAUAUAAACAGCAACACUGACUUCAUAGGCAUGAACCGUGCUUACAAAUGUUAAAAUACACUAGCUCCCUUUUAUAGAGGAAAGGCGCUUAGUUAUGUUUAUAAGAUGGUGCCGAUGAGCGAGACAAUCAUCUGAGAAAUCCGUGCGCCUCAUCUUUACUAAGUUUGCUUACCUGUGCUCCCAUCUUGCCGUUCCAGGCAUUGUUUGCACACUUUCAGUUUUCAACAACUGCUUUGUAACAUACGCUAGGUGAAUCCUUUUUGAACUUUUGUUUCCACUAAACAGUCAUAUGAAAGUUACAUUUGAUCUAUUAUGUGCAAACACUGUAACAUUCAUCACCCACAGUUUCUUUUUCUAGAUAAAGUAAUCUGGAUGUAAGUAAUUUAAUCCUCAUAUCUGAUUUAGUUCGAACCACAAAGAGAAAAGUUUUACUGUAUAACUGUUUAAAACAAAUAAUAACUGAUAGAAAAAUUGUAACCUUCAUCUUGAAUAUAAUGCUAAGUGAUCAUAAAAGCUGAAAGCUCAGUUAGCAGCAAAUUUAAUUGUUUCAUUCUGAAGAAGAUAUUUAGAAUUUGGCAACCUUCCUCAUAAAAAUCAGCCUAUCAGCUCUUUUACAAAUAAAAUUUGGUCUAUGCAAUCGCUGAAAAUCGUUCUUAUGCCAAAAUUUGGAUAUAUGUGCAUGCAGGUUGUGUAUUUAUACUGUAACGGUAUUUUUGAUAAGUAUAGUAACAUCUAUGGGAGAUGUGGGGAAUAAACUAGUUGUUAAAGACA